Messenger RNA from Candoia aspera, 930 nucleotides. RefSeq names its product olfactory receptor 5AP2-like. The record is from RefSeq and is a predicted model, not a curated record. NCBI's taxonomy places the organism in Eukaryota, Metazoa, Chordata, Lepidosauria, Squamata, Candoiidae. Gene Ontology annotation, biological process: detection of chemical stimulus involved in sensory perception of smell; G protein-coupled receptor signaling pathway. Gene Ontology annotation, cellular component: plasma membrane. Bases 1 to 930 code for a protein of 309 amino acids. The transcript has a single exon. Gene Ontology annotation, molecular function: G protein-coupled receptor activity; olfactory receptor activity.
AUGGAGGUUGAGAAUCUCACCUCGAUCAGGGAGUUCCUCUUGUUGGGCCUUUCCACCCACCACAAAACCCGGAUGAUGCUCUUUGCCACAAUCCUCCUCAUCUAUUCUCUUACCCUUUUGGGGAAUCUGGCAGUCAUCAUGCUGGUACGGGUCAACUCCAGCCUCCACACUCCGAUGUACUUCUUUCUGAGCCACCUCUCAUUCCUGGAGAUCUGCUACACCUCCAGCACUGUGCCCCAAAUGUUGGCUCACCUCCUGUCAGGUAAUGGAGCCAUCUCCUCGACCUGCUGUGCAAUCCAGAUGUACACAACCAUGACCUUCGGUGGCAUAGAAUGCUUUCUGCUGGCCGUCAUGGCCUAUGACCGCUACUUGGCCAUCUGUCAUCCCUUGAUCUAUGCCAUAACUAUGGACAAGGGGCGCCAAUGGAGGCUGACAACUGCUUCCUGGGCAGUGUGUUUCCUAAUUGCAGCUGUGAAUAUAAGUUUGACUUUUCAGCACUCCUUCUGUGGCCCCAACCAUAUCAACCACUUUUUCUGUGAGCUGCCUUUGGUAGUGAAGCUUGCAUGUGAUGACACCCAUGUAACAGAAGUUAUUCUGUUUUGGACAUCGGUGCUGGUUCUCCUUGGUCCCCUUUCAGUUGUCUUGGCCUCCUAUGCACUCAUCCUGUUCAUGGUGUUCCGGAUGAGGUCAACUGCUAGAUGGCAGAAGGCCUUUUCCACAUGUGUCUCCCACUUGGCAGUGGUUACCUUGUUCUAUGGCACCCUCAUCUUUAUGUACCUGAAACCACAGACUGAUGCAGCUCCCAAUCGGGACAAACAAGUUGCUGUCUUUUACAUUGUGGUUACUCCCCUGCUCAACCCUAUCAUUUAUACACUGAGGAACAAGGAUAUCCACAGGGUGGUGGCCAAAAUGCUACAAAGGAGGCUCUGA